Molecule: messenger RNA, 1653 nt
Organism: Ctenopharyngodon idella (grass carp)
Lineage: Eukaryota; Metazoa; Chordata; Actinopteri; Cypriniformes; Xenocyprididae
Product: protein SON-like
Exons: 5
Coding region: 772-1224 (150 amino acids)
Biological process (GO): regulation of cell cycle; regulation of mRNA splicing, via spliceosome
Molecular function (GO): RNA binding
Source: RefSeq, a predicted model, not a curated record
AUAUUGAUGUACUUUUAUUAAAGCAAUAAAUCACUUGAAGUCGUAUGUUACAGUUACUCUAAGAGGUUUUAGGCACUCCUAAAAACCCCUUUGGUCUUAUUAUUAUUCAGUUUACACAACAUAAUCCUUUCAGUCAAAAGUGUAUACGUACAUGUGUUUGUAAUGAGUCUCGUUUUAGCUGAGAGACGUAUUAUCCUGAAGGCUUUGGAUGCUGACUGAUAUGUAAUACAAACCUUUACAUUUAAGACAUGAAGUUUUAAUUUAGACUACAGAGAGAUCAUAGCAUUCACACAACCAAAUACGGCUCAUUUAUUCAGGGCAGUGUUUCCAAAAUGGCCAACUUUGCCUAGAUACGACACUCAAUGUAUAAACCUGUGUGAUAUGUUUGGAGCUCACUCUUUACUUAAGAGCGGGAUCCAAAUUGUUCAAAUGAUAUUGAAGGUUGACGGAGCAUUUGACCCUGAUUUUUAGUCUAAAAUUCAUUGCCGGAGAAGAAGCGUCAAUGUUUGCUCCUUUUGGGAUUUUUUGGCAUCCACUGCCAGCGAGGCUCAAGCUCAUUGGUUGGGUUGGGACACGGAUGGACGAGGGGUGGGGGCUCACAGUUUGACCUGUGAACUCUCACCCCUCUGUAUGGACACUUGUUGCAGGGUCAGUCCUUGUAGCUGCCUUGUUGCCAUGGUCAGAGUCAGGCCCCUUCUAUUCACGUCAGAUGCUCGGCCGAUGAUGGGGGCCUAGGACCAGUUCCUGCGGGCCGCGCCGGUCUCAGGCGGGAUGGGCGAGUUGUUGAUGAGGAAGAUGGGAUGGCGUUCAGGGGAGGGUUUGGGGAAGCACAGGGAAGGCACGGUGGAGCCCAUCAUUAUCGACUUCAAAACAGACCGCAAGGGGCUUGUAGCAGAAGGAGAAAAAACCCAGAAGUCUGGCAACAUUGUGGUGAUGAAGGAUCUUCUAGGGAAGCAUCCAGUAUCUGCUCUAAUGGAGAUGUGCAAUAAGAAGAAGUGGCUGCAGCCGGAGUUUGUGAUGGUGCACCACAGCGGACCCGACCACCGCAAGAACUUUCUGUUCAAGGUGGUGGUGAACGGAUGUGAUUACCAGCCGCAGACUGCCAGUCCCAAUAAGAAACACGCCAAGGCGAUGGCGGCCACAGUCGCGCUGCAGGCGAUGGGAGAGGUGGCGGGAGACGGCGUUCAUACCGGCCCUGUGUUCACAGCGGCCACCAACAUGUGAUGCUUCUCUGAGCCUCCUAUUGAGUGCACAGCGCUUUGAUUUAAUUUCCCAUGCAUAUGUUAUGCAUUUUUUGUAAUUUUGGCUUAUUUUCUUGAUUUGGUAAACUGUGACAGCCUUUGCACGCCAAUGAAAUGAGACAAGCAUGUACACGGUAACGAGUACGUAGUUCACUAGGUUUGAACCGUGAGGGUUCGUUGUAUUUUAUUGUUUUAGACCGUUAUUGUUUCUGUUAUGUUUGCUCUUGUAAAUGUUUCAUGCAUGCUUUAAAACUGUUUUAUCUUCAUGAACAAAGUGUUUGUCUUUGCUUUGAAUUUUUACCAGCACCGGUCCAUUGCAUCUUCUUCUCUGAAGGCUUGUGUUCUGUUGCUGGCAGAGAACAUGUUUUUGUGAUGAAACACAGAAUAAACGGAAAAUCAUGUCGCUGGAAAA